AUGAGGGACAAAGCCAACCGCCGCAAGGCCGCCGUCGCCGUCGUCCUCACCGCCGCUUCCAAGCUCACCGCCUAUUUGGUCAUCCUGUUGCUAACCUACGCUCUGGGUUACCUAUCAUCCUCUACCUCUACGGCGUCGUUUUUAUCCUCAUCCGUAUCUCCGUCUAAUUCCGAAAUUAUCCCUACUCAUUCGACCCCUCAACUCUUACAGGUCACUGACGCACCUGUCAACAUCGGCCAAUUUCGAAUCAGAACACGCUGUUCCCCACCCAUCCCUCACCGACAGGUCCGUUUAACAAUCCUCGAGAAGGUCUUCAAGGGGGAAUCUCCAUUCCUCAACUUCCCUCCGCCGCACGUGGCGGAGCUUCUGCACCCGAAGAAUAUUAAGGGGUGGGGCUCCAACGGCGCCGUUUUUGAGAACCUUGUGAGACGAGUAAAGCCACGGACUAUAAUCGAGGUGGGUUCGUUUUUGGGAGCGUCAGCGACUCACAUGGCCGAGUUAACUCGGCAACUCGGCCUCCAGACUCAGAUUCUUUGCGUUGAUGACUUCCGUGGGUGGCCCGGUUUUCUUGACAAGUUCAAGGAGUUGUCGAUGGUAAACGGCGACGUAUCACUUCUUUACCAGUUCAUGCAAAACGUGGUUGCCAAGAACGCGUCCGGUUCGGUUAUUCCGUUGCCGUUCUCAACCGGGUCGGUUCUGGAUAGUUUUUGCGAGUGGGGGAUCUAUGGGGACUUGAUCGAGGUGGACGCGGGUCACGACUUUAACUCGGCCUGGUCCGAUAUAAACCGGGCUUACAGGAUCCUUAGACCAGGUGGGGUUUUAUUCGGCCAUGAUUAUUUUACUGCUGCGGAUAAUCGAGGGGUAAGACGGGCAGUUCAUUUGUUUGCUCAACUCCAUGGUUUCAAAGUCAAACCGGAUGGUCAACACUGGGUUCUUGUCUCUCAUUAA
Messenger RNA from Cucurbita pepo subsp. pepo (vegetable marrow), 948 nucleotides. RefSeq lists its product as uncharacterized. Lineage: Eukaryota; Viridiplantae; Streptophyta; Magnoliopsida; Cucurbitales; Cucurbitaceae. The record is from RefSeq and is a predicted model, not a curated record.